Messenger RNA from Ailuropoda melanoleuca (giant panda), 3647 nucleotides. RefSeq names its product zinc finger protein 345. Bases 180 to 2879 code for a protein of 899 amino acids. Gene Ontology annotation, biological process: regulation of DNA-templated transcription. The record is from RefSeq and is a predicted model, not a curated record. The transcript is spliced from 4 exons. Lineage: Eukaryota; Metazoa; Chordata; Mammalia; Carnivora; Ursidae. Gene Ontology annotation, cellular component: nucleus.
CCUGUGUGUAGUUCAUAUAGUUGACUUCUGGCAGUGAAAGUUCUCACUCAGGCAGCCCUUCAUCCUGUAGGCUUUUAUUUUGAUCCACACUCAUGUCACGGAGAAGGAAGGGUCAGGUCUGGUUGUAGGUGGUGACAUUAACUUCCUCUUGAUCUUAGGGACCAUUGUGAACUCUGUCAAUGGCCACUUGGUCACUGUGGUAUUUCUUUCAGGGACUGCUGACAUUUAAGGACGUGGCCAUAGAAUUCUCCCAGGAGGAGUGGGGAUGCCUGAGCCACACGCAGCGGGAACUGUACAGGGACGUGAUGCUGGAGAACUACGGACACGAGCUGUUCUUGGGCUUCAUUCUCUCAAAGCCAGACCUGAUCACGUUUUUGGAGCAAGAGAAGCAGCUCUGGGAUGUGAAGAGAAAGGAGACAGUAGCCUUCCAUCCAGGACGAGAAUUUUCAACUCAGUACAUUUCAAGACCACCUGUAUCUUCACAUGACACCCAGAGUUUCCUGCUAACGCCAAGCAUACAACGUUCUUCACAAAAAGUAUCAAUGCAUAGAUACAAAAAUAGUGCUGCUGAGAUUUUACCCUUGAGUACAGACUGGGACAAUGGUGGGGACAGUGAACGACAUCAUAGAUUUCCUGGAGGACGGACCCAAACCCAGGCAAUUGCCCUUCAUAAGAAUCUCACUGGCCCAAAAGGUGAAGGAUAUAAAACAUUGUGGAAAACCUCCCUUUUUAAGUCAGCUGUUUCUGCAAAGCAGUGUGUUUCUGGAAGCAAAACCUCCAGUCAAAUAUUCAAACAUACAUGUUUGUGGACAGACAACUUGAAAAAUCUGGAAAGUUACCUAGUCCAUGCUAAAAAUGAUGAUUUGAACCAUUUUGAGAAUCGGAUUGGCUUGACCCUCCAAUCAAAGAUUUCUGACAAUCAGAGAUUGAGAAAUGAACAAAGUGCUAAGUGGGGUCCAUAUGAGAGGUGCUUCACCGAGGGGUCAACCCUACAGAGUGACCGGGGCCCGUUCAAUGGAGACAGAAAUGCUCAAUGCAGUGAAUCUGAGAAAACAUUUAACCAGGGCUCCAGUGUUCAUAGAUUUGUGAGGACUGGGUUUCCAGGGAACCAUUAUGAAUGUCAUAAAUCUGGGGAAGGCUUUAAUCAAAGCCCUAACCUUAUUGUACGUAAGAGUCUCCCUUUGGGAGAGAAUCCUCAUGAGUAUAAUGAAUGUGGGAACGCUCUUAACCAGUCCUCCAGUGUUGGUGAUGAUCAGAGAAUUGAUGAGGGAAGAAACCCAUUGAGAUGUAAUAAACCAGAGACAGUAUUUAGUCAAUCAUCAAGACUAAAUAUAAAUAAAAUAAUCCCCAGGGGAGAGAAAACUUACAUUUUUAAGGAAUGUGGUAAAUCCUUUGACUGCCACUUAAUGCUAUCUCAACAUCAGCAAAUGCAUACUGGAAAGAAAAUAUACAAAUGGGAGGAAUGUGGUAAAUCCUUUAAGGACUGUUCAUCAGUAAAUGGACAUAGGCAAAUCCACACUGGAGAGAAACCUUACAAAAGUAAAGAAUGUGGCAAAGCCUCUACAUUGUGCUCAACCCUUCCUGGACAUCACAUAAUUCAUUCUGGAGAGAAAUCUUACAAAUGUAAAGACUGUGAUGAGGUCUUUAACCAUUUCUCAAGUCUUAAUAGACAUCACCGAAUUCAUACUGGAGAGAAACAUUACCAAUGUAAAGAAUGUGGCAAGGCCUUUAAGAGGCUCUCAAGCCUUCGCCAACAUCACAGAAUUCAUACAGGAGGGAAACCUUACAAAUGUCAAGAAUGUGGCAAAGCCUUUUACAAGCCCUCACACCUUACUGAACAUCACAGAAUUCAUACAGGAGAGAAACCGUAUAAAUGUCAAGAUUGUGGAAAGGCCUUUAACCGGCACUCACACCUCACUCGACAUCACAGAUUUCAUACUGGAGAGAAACCUUACAAAUAUAAAGAAAGUGCCAAAGCCUUUAACUCAUUCUCAACCCUGACUCAACAUCACCAAAGGCAUACUGGAGAGGAUACUUACCAAUGUAAAGUCUGUGGCAAGGCCUUUAAGUGUUCUGCGGACCUUACUCAACAUCGCAGAAUUCAUACAGGAGAGAAACCUUACAAAUGUCAAGAAUGUGGCAAGGACUUUAAGUGGCCCUCAGAACUUACUCGACAUCACAGAAUUCAUACUGAAGAAAAACCUUACCAAUGUAAUGACUGUGGCAAGGCCUAUAAGUGGCCCUCAGACCUUACUCACCAUCGCAGAAUUCAUAGUGGAGAGAAGCCUUACAAAUGUCAAGAAUGUGGCAAAGCAUUUAACAAGCCCUCAGAACUUACUGAACAUCACAGAAUUCAUACAGGAGAGAAUCCUUACAGAUGUCAAGAUUGUGGAAAGUCCUUUAACAGUCCCUCACGCCUUACUGAACAUCACAGAAUUCAUACUGGAGAGAAACCUUACAAAUGUCAAGAGUGUGGCAAGGCAUUUAACCGGCACUCACACCUCACUCGACAUCAGCGAUUUCAUACUGGACAGAAAACUUACAAAUGUCAAGAAUGUUCCAAAGCCUUUAACUCACGCUCAAAUCUAACUCAACACUACCGAAUGCAUACUUCAGAGAAAUCUUACAAAUGUAAGGAAUGUGGCAAGGCCUUUAAGAGGCUCUCAGCCCUCAGUCAACAUCACAGAAUUCAUACUGGAGAGAAACCUUACAAAUGUCCAGAAUGUGGCAAGGCCUUUAACAGUCCCUCACACCUUACUGAACAUCACAGAAUUCAUACUGGAGAAAAACCUUACAAAUGUCAAGAAUGUGGCAAGGCCUUUAACCGGCAGUCACACCUCACUCGACAUCACAGAAUUCAUACUGGAGAGAAAUGUUAAGAAUGUCAAGAAUGUGCCAGAGCCUUUAAAUCAUGUUCAGCCGUGACUCAUCAUCACCAGAUGCAUACUGGAGAGAAGCUUUACAAAUGUCAAGUAUGUGGGAAGGCCUUUAACAGUCCUUCAAACCUUACUCAACAUAGAAUUCAUACUGGAUAGAAACGUUACCAAUGUAAACAAUGUGAGAAAAUGUUUAAGGAGUGCACACCCCCUAUUGCACAUCAAAGAAUUCAGAUUGGACAAUAACGUUACAAAUACAACAAAUGUGGCAAGGACUUUGACCAGCCUGCACACCUUACUAAACAUAGAAUUCAUACUGGAAAGAAACCUGACAAAUGUAAGGAAUGUGAGAAAACAUUUAAGGACUGCUCACCCCUUAUGCCUUAGCAGAGAUUGCAUAUAGGAGUGUCACUAUACAAAUAUAAAAAUAGUGUCCAGCCUCUCAGUGGAAGUCCCGACUUACUUAACUUCAUAGUUAUCAUAUAGGAGCAAAAACGUGAAGAAAAUAGACCAGCCUUUUCUUGAGUUCAGUCCUUACUCAGUAUCACAAAAUGCAUACCAGAUUCAGACCCUUAGAACAUAAUGAAUGUGGAAAGACCGUCAUUUUAAUACACACUAGAGCAAACACCAGAGAGUGCAUUCAAGAAAGUAAAUUAAUAGGGGCGCCUGGGUGGCACAGCGGUUAAGCAUCUGCCUUCGGCUCAGGGCGUGAUCCCGACAUUAUGGGAUCGAGCCCCACAUCGCUCCUCCGCUGUGAGCCUGCUUCUUCCU